CAACCAUUAGCUGUCAAAAAGUCAAAACAGGAAAAUUCAUUUAGCUUAGCUUUUGCAUAAUUAAUUUAUUGGGAUUUGGAUUAUAUCAGCUACGUUUUGUUUAUUUCAUUUCAAAUAUGAUAAAUAUUUUAUACCAUAAGAUUUUUACAUUGUAGAUAAAUAAUGGAUUCCGAAUUAUCCAAUAUUGAUAUAUGUAGGGUCUGUAGGUCUGAAGGCCUACCAGACAGACCUCUUUUUCAUCCUUGUAUAUGCACUGGAAGUAUCAAAUGGAUCCACCAAGAAUGUUUGACGCAAUGGAUGAAGUAUUCCCAUAAGGAAUAUUGUGAACUAUGUGGUUACCGAUUUUCUUUUACACCUAUAUAUUCUCCAGAUAUGCCAAGACGUCUGCCAUUGAAAGACUUGGUUUCUGGUUUACUUUCAUCUAUUCUUACUACUGUAAAAUAUUGGUUUCAUUAUACUUUGGUAGCAGUUGCUUGGACAGGUAUUGUACCCUUAACAGCCUGCAGAAUAUAUAGAGCUCUAUUCAAAGGAUCAAUAGAUGGAAUACUUUCUCUACCAUUCGACAUGUUGUCAACUGAAAAUCUCACAUCUGAUACAUUCCAAGGUUGUUUUGUUGUUAUCUGUACUCUGUUUGCGUUCGCUGGAUUAGUUUGGUUGAGAGAGCAAAUCAUACAUGGAGGUGGACCAGAAUGGAUGCAAAGAGAAGAUGACGAUGUUAGAGUUCGAUUGGCACCACUGAAUAAUAAUGAGGCUGAACCUUUGGCAUUGGUACCUGAACAAAAUAUAGCAGAACCUGAACCUGUUGCUGUAGCUCCUGAAAAUCCUGAAUUCCCUGAGGAUGCUGAAAUGAAUGCAAAUGAAGAUAACAACUGGAUACCAAUGGAAUGGGAUAGAGCUGCUGAAGAAAUAACUUGGGAGCGACUUCUAGGCCUAGAUGGUUCUUUGAAAUUCAUAGAGCAUGUAUUUUGGGUUAUAUCCCUCAACACAUUGUUCAUUAUAAUUUUUGCUUACUCCCCAUAUCACAUGGGUCUUUGGACCUUGCACAUUUCAAACAUGACUGAAUAUGCUUCUGCUAGUCAUUUUGAAGGCCUUCUUACCACACUCGUCGGAUAUUGUUCUGUUGGAUUUUUAUUCUUGUUCUUUCAUCGUAUUGCCCAUUUCUUAGGGUUUCAGAAGGCCAAGCGUGUGCUAGCAUUGGGAUAUAUAGUCGUGAAGGUCUCAUUAUUAUCUGUUCUGGAGAUAGGAGUACUACCCUUAGUUUGUGGUUGGUGGCUGGAUAUUUGCUCAUUGUCGAUGUUCGAUGCAACUUUAAAAGACCGUGAGAGUAGCUUUUCGGCUGCUCCUGGAACAUCUGUCUUUAUCCACUGGCUAAUCGGAAUGGUAUAUGUCUAUUAUUUCGCCUCUUUUGUUCUCCUAUUAAGAGAAAUCUUAAGACCUGGUGUGUUGUGGUUUCUGAAGAAUUUCAACGACCCUGAUUUUAGUCCUGUUCAAGAGAUGAUUCAUUUACCCAUCUUACAACACAUAAGAAAGCUGCUAAUUUCUGCAGUUAUCUUCGGAAGCGCAGUGUUAUUGAUGUUAUGGUUGCCCAUCAGAAUCAUAAAGUGGUUGCUACCUAAUUUCUUACCAUAUUCCGUUUAUCUCAACAAUGAAACGCAAGUUAAUGAAUUAUCCUUGGAACUCAUGCUACUUCAAGUUAUUCUUCCUGCUCUUCUGGAACAGAGUCACACUAGAAUUUGGCUGAAAGGCUUGGUCAGGAAUUGGUGCAGAGCUGUUUCAUGGAUUUUGGGCAUACAUUCUUAUUUGCUCGGAGAGUCUGAUGGUGUGGUCAACAGAGAUCAAAAUAAUGAACAAAAUAAUCCCAAUCAACAAGAUGGUGGACUUGGCGCUGCUCAUCAGGCUUUGUUCAUGAUGGAACCUCCGACAGGGUUUCAACCUUACACCAAACCGUCAUUCUUCAUGGGUCGUCUGGUCGGACUACUAAUAUCUGUAUGCAUCUCCUUGGUGAUUGCCAGCGUUUUUGCCCUUACAGUGCCUGUUUGGUUAGGCCGUAAAGUAAUGGCGUUAUGGUUAGCUGGUGGACCGACAGUUGUCACCCUCAUUGCGAAGAACACACCUCAGGAACAGUUGAACGAAGUCAAAGUCCACGAACUGUACACAGCUGCCUGCGGUCUCUACGUGGGAUGGCUGACAGCAAGAGCUAUAAGCUUGGUGUUGAGCUGGCUUCCACAAGGACGUGCUGCUAUGAUAGAGAGGCUGAAGCAGUGGUGUGUCUUAGGACUUAAAACUGUAGUGGCAAGUUUCCUGCUACUUUGGGUUAUUCCCUUGCUAUUCGGGCUUCUGUUUGAAUUGGUGGUUAUUGUUCCAUUGAGGGUACCCAUACACCAGACCCCAAUUUUGUUCAUUUGGCAAGAUUGGGCUUUGGGCGUUCUCUACACCAAAAUUGCAUGUGCGGUAACAAUGAUGGGCCCUGAAUGGUUCUUGAGGAACGCCAUAGAGCAAGCUUACCGUGAUGGUAUCCGUCAAAUGCAACUGAGAUUGAUUAUUGAAAAUCUUGCACUUCCAGUAAUAGUUUGUUUUGGGCUUGCUCUUUCGGUCCCUUAUGUAAUAGCUCAUUCUAUAGUGCCACUCUUCGUUAGUUCUUUCCAAUUGCGAAAUUUGAUAGCUAGGAAAAUUUAUCCGUUCCUUCUUCUAAUGAUAUUUUUGCUGGUUUUCAUAUCUUUCCAAAUAAGACAGUUCAAAAACCUUUAUGAACAUAUUAAGAACGACAAAUAUUUAGUUGGACAGAGAUUGGUAAAUUAUAACCAUAGAAAAAAACGAGAUUCAACAACGUAAUUCUUCUACAACAUUCUUAUUGGUGCUGUUGUCGAUUCUAUUGUGUGUGUGUUUAAUAACCUAUAAUCAUUUACAAACUCAAAUAAUGAUUUCUUUUGAGAUAAAGACUAAGAGACUGUCACUCUAAGUUAUUUUCAACUUAGGAUAAAUAAAGUUUUGUUUGAAGAAAUUUAUGAUUUUUUCUUUUUUCAUCGAUUGUUAUUCACUUGGGCAGUAUUGGUAUUUUUUUGAUUUGAUUUUUCAGUCAUCAUUUCAUUUCAUUAUUUGAUAUUGAAUUUCCGAACUUUGGAAUUUAUUGUGAAUAAAAGAAACUGAAAUUUUAAAAUGUAACAUUGUAUGUGUUAAUCAGUUUAUGGAACAGUUGUACAUAUUUAUAUUCUUAUUCUAGGUUUAAAUAAAUUAUUAAGAAGGU
Harmonia axyridis is the source of this 3244-nucleotide messenger RNA. RefSeq names its product E3 ubiquitin-protein ligase MARCHF6. The transcript is spliced from 4 exons. Gene Ontology annotation, cellular component: endoplasmic reticulum membrane. NCBI's taxonomy places the organism in Eukaryota, Metazoa, Arthropoda, Insecta, Coleoptera, Coccinellidae. The record is from RefSeq and is a predicted model, not a curated record. Bases 163 to 2832 code for a protein of 889 amino acids. Gene Ontology annotation, molecular function: zinc ion binding.